Molecule: messenger RNA, 8562 nt
Organism: Bactrocera oleae (olive fruit fly)
Lineage: Eukaryota; Metazoa; Arthropoda; Insecta; Diptera; Tephritidae
Source: RefSeq, a predicted model, not a curated record
GGAAUCGUAUAAACGAUUUGAAACGGUCGGGUUGAAUCGGGGAAUAAAUUGACGGUAUGUGCAUAUAUCUGUUGCUACAAAAUUUGGUUUUAGUAGGAAUAUUGAACUCGUUCAUUUGCUGAAGAUUUUGUUUUAAUUGUGGGUUCUGUAAUAGUUCCUUUUUUGUGUGCAGCGUAAGAUCAUACAAAAUGCAUCGCAUUUAGUGAAGUUUUAAUUAAUGAACAACUGUGUGUUUGUUUGGAUUUGAGAGUGUGAAUCACUAAAUAACUGAAAAUUUGUGUAAUAAAGUAUAGCUAAAAGGCGCUACAAGGUGUGGGAUGACAUGCAUCAAGUUUAUGGCAUUGUGUUUUCUGUAUCGCAAUAAUUAAGGAACAUAAAAGAAAAUAGAGGAAGUGGUUUUCUUCUCAUUAAAGUGGUGUGUGUUUUUCUUACUUUUUUAAUUAUAUUAAGUAAAGUGUAUUUAAAUACAUACAUACAUCUACCAAUUCAAAUACAAAUUCACAGUAUGUAAUUCUCGUUUGUUUGGAACUGUAAAAACAAUUUUAAUUGAAUAAGAAAUUUAAACUGAAGCAGUGGAAUUUAAAUUGACAUUGUGGAGUAUAUAUGCGACGCAUCCUUUUGAAAUUCUUAACGGCGGAAUUAUACCGAGAUGACAAUCCUUGACCGGAUAAAAACGCGGAUGCGUUCCGGUAACGUACAUCCGACUGUCGCGGGAACGGAAGUUAGAGUUCUACGCGAAAGAACUGAAGACGUCUCGAUGUUGGACCGACCAGGGUUAUUUUUUUGAAAGCCGCAGGCCGCCAACGCAAAAACGAGUUCUUCGCGAAUGAACUGAAGACACCCCUGUGUUGGGCCGACCGGUGUUAUUUUUUGGAUUUGAUGUUAUGAAUCAUGCCGGUUAUCAUUUGGUUCCUUCUGGCAUUUAUGCUACCUUACGUGACUUCAAUAGGAAGCAUUAAUACCCAAAAUAGCCAAAUUAAAAGUAACAGUAGAAUUAAUGAAAAUAAUCACAUCAGCACAGAUAUUUUAUAUGCUAGCUCCUUAUUAAAUGCUGUACGUAUUCACAAGACCGAACUUUUGAGCGAUGAAGAGGACCUUGUGCAAAACAGCGACGGUAUAAUCGACGGUUUUACAUCUGCUAGCUUAAAAUCUGCGCUUUCUGAUAACAAUGGCGGAAGUUCACCAUCUUCAUCUGAAUCAGCACAAUUCGGUGGUAAAGACGAUAGUGAGAAAGGUGGUGCUGUAGAUGCCAAAAACUAUAGCAACAUAAUAACUAAUGUUAUUAAUUUUGAUACACGGUUGAACCAUUUGGUUGUCGACCCAUUCACUGGACGAGUGUUUGUGGGUGGUGUCAAUUAUUUAUAUCAACUUUCACCAGAGUUAGAAUUACACGAAACAGUAAAAACCGGUCCAAAAAAUGACUCUGUCGAAUGCACUGUUCUAGAUUGCCCAGCUCAUGCCGUACGCAAGCCUACAGAUAAUUAUAACAAAGUGUUGCUCAUCGAUCGUUCGACCUCACGUUUAAUUGCGUGUGGAUCUUUAUUUCAAGGUACGUGCACAGUCCGUAAUUUGCAAAACGUUAGCAUUGUCGAACAGGAUGUACCAGAUGCAGUUGUUGCGAAUGAUGCAAACUCAUCAACUGUAGCAUUCAUAGCGCCAGGGCCACCGCAACCUUCGAUUACCAAUGUCAUGUAUGUUGGUGUCACGUACACAAAUAACUCUCCAUAUCGUAGUGAGAUUCCUGCUGUAGCAUCACGCUCACUGGAAAAAACUAAAAUGUUUCAAAUCGCAUCAUCGGCAGUGACAACGGGAACAAGAACUUUUAUAAAUUCGUACGCCCGUGAAGGAUAUUUAAUUAAUUACGUUUAUGGAUUUAGUUCCGAAAGAUUUUCAUACUUUUUAACGACCCAAUUGAAACACAAUUAUCAUUCUUCGCCGAAAGAGUAUAUAACGAAAAUUGUGCGUAUUUGCCAGGAAGACUCAAACUACUAUUCGUAUACAGAAAUCCCAAUCGACUGUAUAACUGGUGGAACAAAAUAUAAUCUAGUUCAGGCUGGUUACUUGGGCAAGCCGAGUAUGGAUCUAGCCGGAAGUCUGGGUAUAACAGUCCAAGAUGACGUUCUGUUCGGAGUAUUUAGUGUUGGAGAUGGAAAUGUAUCUACUGAUAAUUCAGCUUUGUGCAUUUACUCAUUAAAAUCUAUACGACGAAAAUUUAUGCAGAAUAUCAAAUCUUGCUUUAACGGCGUUGGAUCUCGCGGUCUGGAUUUUAUAUCACCAAAUAUGUUAUGUGUUCCAACUAAAUUACAAACUAUUGGCGAAGAUUUUUGCGGACUCGACGUGAACUCGCCAUUGGGCGGUGAACAACCCAUCGCCGUUAUACCCGUAGCCAAGUUUAAUACUCGACUAACGGCAGUUGCGGCUACAAGUACUAGUGGAUAUACAGUCGUUUUUAUUGGCACUGCAAAUGGACACCUAAAAAAAGUAGUUGUCGAAUCGGUGGAUUCCGCAAAUGAGUACGCAGAUAUACCAAUUAAAGUGGGUUCUCCUAUUAAUCCAGAUAUGCACUAUGAUAGCCGAAAUCUUUUCAUAUACGUAAUGUCGCAUAAUGAAGUAGCCAAAGUUAAGGUUUAUGAUUGCUCCGAUUAUGGAACAUGUGGGGAGUGUUUGGGUGCACGUGAUCCCUAUUGCGGGUGGUGUUCGCUUGAAAACAAAUGUAGUCCACGUUCUAGCUGCCAAGAUGAUGCCAACGACCCUCUAUACUGGGUUAGUUAUAAAACGGGCAAAUGCACUACAAUUACAAGUGUUGUACCACAUCAACUUCAGCGUACUACAGCAAGAACUUUAGAACUCAUUAUCGACCAUUUGCCGCAAUUGAAAGAGAACCUUGUAUGCGCAUUUACUACUGAAGAAAAAGCACUCUUUACGAAUGCUACAAAAAAACGUAAUGGUGUGAAUUGCACAACUCCACGUACAGAUAUGCUACCACAAAUAGAACAGGGAAAACAUCAUUUCACCGCCAAACUAUCCGUACGAACUAAGGAUGGACCAGAUCUUGUCUCCACAGAUUUUACUUUCUUUGAUUGUAGCACACAUUCAUCCUGUACUCGCUGUGUAUCUUCAGAAUUUCCUUGCGAUUGGUGUGUAGAAGCUCAUCGAUGUACGCAUGACACUGCUGAAAAUUGUCGUAAUGACAUUCUUGUUACUGGAGUGAGUCGCAUUGGACCUAGUUAUCGCUCAGGCCCUGGAUUUUGUCCAACUAUAAAUGCCACUGGGGAAGGUAGUGAGAUGCUUGUUGCUGCUGGGACUAGUAAGUCCAUAAAAGUGAAAGUGCAUAUAAUCGGGCAGUUCAUAGUGCAAACACGUUUUGUAUGCCAGUUUAACAUCGAAGGACGUGUCACUAGUUUAAAUGCACAAUUAUUGGGAGAUACUAUAUAUUGUGACAAUAUGGAGUUUCAAUACACUUCCCGCUCUCCCAAUUUAACUGCAACAUUUGCUGUUAUCUGGGGUGGCUCUAAGCCACUCGAUAACCCUCAUGAUAUUCAUGUUGUGAUAUAUAGAUGUCGUGAUAUGGCUGAUAGCUGUGGCAUGUGUUUAGCUUUAUCAGAAAAAUAUAAUUGUGGUUGGUGUUCGUCUACAAAUACGUGCGAAGUAGAAGAACAAUGUAAUAAAAAUAAUGAAGGUAAAACUGAUUGGUUGAAUCGUAUGGAAACUUGCCCCAACCCUGAAAUUCAUUUAUUUUACCCAAAAACUGGUCCCUGGGAAGGCGGGACCAACAUUACUAUACGCGGUAUCAAUUUAGGAAAAAAUUUCUCCGACAUAUAUUCAGGGGUACGAAUCGCCGGUAUUAGCUGCAUGCCUUUCCAAGAAUACUAUGUUGAUACAAAGGAAAUAGUUUGCAACGUAGAUAGUCCUGGUGUUCAACUGUAUCGAAGUGGUCGCAUUGUCGUACAAAUUGGUGAUUAUAGGGGUGAAUCUAAACAGGAUUACGAAUUUGUUGAUCCAAAAAUUACAAAUUUUACGCCACAAUAUGGCCCAGUUUCUGGUGGCACUCAUUUACGGAUAGUUGGCAAAUAUUUGAAUGCCGGAUCCCGAAUUCAAGCAUUCAUAAACGAGCAUCUGCGUUGCGAAAUAAUAAGCGUAGAUGUUACGGAAGCUAUAUGUCGCACUGCACCUUCACCAGGUAUCAUAGAAGGUCGCCUCAAAAUGCUAUUUGACAACGGACCCCGAGAGUUUAACGAAUAUAAUUUUAAGUACGUUCUGGACCCCAGUAUCGACCAAGUGUCGUCAGGUCCUAGUAGCCAACUAAAAGUACCCCGUGGCAUUCCAGCAGGAGGUAUUGAAAUCGCUGUAACUGGAACUCAAUUUAACUAUAUUCAAAGUCCCAGAAUGUACGUAUAUUAUAGAAGUGAAAUAUUUUAUAGCCAAUGUAAGGUACAAUCGGCGACGGAGAUGUUAUGUUAUUCGCCUGUAAUUGAAACUGGCAAUGACUUAUUUGAUGCAGAUAAUCCGGAACUACUAGAAUACGGAUUUAUUAUGGACAACGUUUUGAGAGUUCAAAAUCUCUCUAGUAAGCAAAAUAAUCAUUUUGAGCUUUAUCCAAAUCCUUUAUAUUACAAUUUUGAAGAGGAUAUAAAAUAUUAUAAAAGUGAAUAUUUAACCAUUAACGGGCGAAAUUUGGAUCGCGCAUGUAAGGAAACAGACGUAAUAGUACGAAUUGGCAGAGGUAUUUGUAACAUAACAUCACUGUCCCGUCAACAAUUGACAUGCCGUCCGCCACCAGAAGUAGCAACAGAAACGGGCAAUGAAUCGGGGCCAGAAGUAAUUGUGCGUAUAGGACAUUCUUUGCAAUAUCGUAUUGGAAUAUUAAGCUAUGCAUCACCAAAUUUAAUGCAUGAUUUGAGCAAGAAUGUACAAUUAGGCAUCGGGGCAGGUACAGUGGUGAUUCUUUUAAUUUUUGUUGCAUUUCUUGUGGCAUACAAAAAGAAAACUUCGGAAUCCAAUCGCGUUUUGCGUAACAUGCAAGAACAAAUGGAUAUAUUAGAGCUUCGUGUUGCGGCGGAAUGUAAAGAAGCGUUUGCCGAACUUCAAACUGAAAUGACAGAUUUAACAGGUGAUCUCACUUCCGGGGGAAUACCAUUUUUGGACUAUCGUACAUAUGCUAUGAAAAUUCUUUUUCCAAAUCACGAAGAUCAUAUUGUACUACAAUGGGAACGUCCUGAAUUGCUACGAAAAGAAAAGGGGUUACGUCUUUUUGGCCAACUUAUAAUGAAUAAAACAUUUUUAUUACUUUUUAUUCGAACAUUAGAAUCGAAUCGUUACUUUUCCAUGCGUGAGCGUGUUAACGUCGCUUCUCUAAUAAUGGUAACACUUCAAUCAAAGUUGGAAUAUUGCACCGACAUACUAAAAACCUUGCUUGGCGAUUUGAUUGAAAAAUGUAUUGAAGGUAAGAGUCAUCCAAAACUUCUGUUGCGUCGUACCGAAAGUGUGGCGGAAAAAAUGCUUAGCGCUUGGUUCACCUUUUUGUUGUAUAAGUUUUUGAAGGAAUGUGCUGGUGAACCUUUGUAUAUGCUGUUUAGAGCAGUCAAAGGUCAAGUAGACAAAGGACCCGUUGACGCGUGUACACACGAGGCUCGUUACUCACUAAGUGAAGAAAAGCUUAUACGUCAACUUAUCGAUUUUCGCCCAAUGACUGUGUAUGCUAGUAUUAUACAACAGCCAAUAUUCUGCAAUAGUAUUGAUAUGAUGCCAACACAUACCGAAAAUGUACCUGUCAAGGUACUAGAUUGUGAUACAAUUGGUCAAGUUAAGGAAAAGUGUUUGGACACAAUAUAUCGUAACAUUCCCUGGAGUCAGCGACCGCGAAGAGAUGACUUAGAUUUAGAAUGGCGUACGGGAGCUAGUGGUCGGGUAAUUUUAUAUGAUGAAGAUACAACUUCCAAAACCGAAAGUGAAUGGAAGAAACUCAAUACACUACAACACUAUAAUGUUCCUGACGGCGCAGGCCUGAGCUUAGUACCCAAGCAAAGCUCAAACUACAACUUUUCAAUACUUUCCGACAGAAAUGAAAAGUGUCACAAAUAUGAAACAUUGAAUUUAUCGAAAUAUACAUCUUCCUCACCAACGUUUAGCCGAGCUGGUAGCCCUCUAAAUCAUGACUUACAUGAAAAUGGUAUAAAAUUUUGGCAUUUGGUAAAACACCACGAUAGCGAUAUUCAAAAGGAGGGUGAACGUGUCAAUAAGCUAGUAUCGGAGAUAUAUUUGACACGUCUGUUAGCAACCAAAGGGACUUUGCAGAAGUUUGUCGAUGACCUUUUUGAGACAAUUUUUAGUACGGCUCAUCGAGGCUCCGCGUUGCCAUUAGCAAUCAAAUAUAUGUUUGACUUUUUGGAUGAUCAAGCAAUACUGCAUGGAAUAACAGACCACGAAGUUGUGCACACCUGGAAAAGUAAUAGUUUGCCUUUAAGGUUUUGGGUUAAUUUGAUUAAAAAUCCGAAUUUUGUGUUUGACAUACAUAAAUCAAAUAUAGUUGAUUCCUGCUUAUCAGUUGUAGCACAGACGUUUAUGGACUCGUGCUCAACAUCAGAUCACCGCUUAGGUAAGGACUCGCCGAGCUCUAAAUUGUUGUACGCAAAAGAUAUACCGGAGUAUCGCAAAUGGGUUGAAAGAUAUUAUCGUGAUAUAAGAGAGAUGCCAUCGAUCUCCGAUCAAGACAUGAAUGCUAUGUUAGCCGAGGAAUCGAGAUUACAUACAACGGAGUUCAAUACAAACUGUGCCCUCCACGAACUAUAUACUUAUGCUGUAAAAUAUAAUGAGCAGUUAACUGUAACAUUAGAAGAAGAUGAAUUUUCACAAAAACAGAGACUUGCCUUUAAAUUGGAGCAAGUUCAUAACAUGAUGUCAGGAGAGUAAAAAGCUAUACAAACUAGAAAUUUUAUUUUAUAUGCGAUAUAAUUUUGCUAAGUGUCGUCUAUUCUAUCUAAACACACAUAUAUAAAAUCAAUUUUAUUCAACAAAAGAGCAAAGAAAUACGGCACAUUUAGCAGCUUUUUCAUAAACUUUUGCUUAAUUUAAUAACAACGACAACCAAUUAUAUACAAAAAAACGAGCAAUAAUUUGAAACUGCCAGUGUAGACAUAAUUGUUUGCAAUGGAUCGACACUAUAAUAGUGCCAUUAUUUAUAUAAAGUUUUGACAGAAAAAAUAAAAACAGCAAUUCGGAUUUAUCUGUAUGCUAAACAAAUUUAAAGAAGUAAAGUCGUCACUAUAAAUGUAUUAAAAAAUUGUAUAAUGUAACUAUUGCUUUUUUAAUUUGCGUACACAAAUGCUGUAAACUGUUUGUAAUUAUCAGAGUAACGAAAUAUGAUUUAAAUUUUUUUAGUCUCAAAGGCAAUCUCUUAUGUGGUGGCGAACAAAUGUUUCUGAGUAUACAAUUGACAAAAGGCCUCAAAGUUUAUUAAUAUAGUUCCUUUUGAUCUGCGUUUCUUGUUUACCAAUAUAUAUAUCAUAAUUUUUUUUUUUAUUGUGAAUCCAAGAGAGUCCAACCACGUCAAAUACUAAAAAAAAAUAUUAUAUUUUAAUUAUAAUGAAAAGCACAUAGUCAACAUAAUUUUGACUGUUUUUUUUUUUUUAAAUCCUUUGGCUAUUCUGUUUAUUAAUGCAGUUGUAAAAGUAGACAUAAAUCUUUAAAAAAUAUAAUUUGCUUAACUGUCGCAAAUCUAAAGGUUACUCACUAGUGCUGUUAUUUAAGUAUUUCUAUAGUCGAUUUAGAUCUUUCCAUCCCUUUGCCCAUCUGUUGCAGAUGGAAUUGCAUAAUCACGAACAUAAAUAUUAAUGUAGCAGAUUUAAGGUCAUAUAAACAUAAAUAAUCGUAAAAACACAAAAACGACUGAUUUUUAUAUGAAAUAUAAAGUAAAAUAAAUGUUUAUAUUAUAAAAUAUAUUAUUUGGUUGUACUGCUAAGGAUGUAAGUAAUGUGUUAAAUUAAAAUUGUAGUAAUAACUGUUUGUAUAAUUUAUCUAAAAAUUGUAAAUGUGUACUGAAUGUAAGUCGUAAUCGUAACAAUAAGAACUGUAUUAGUAAAUCUAUUUGCUCCAAAUUAGUGUAAACCUAGGUUACAGAUGGGAGGUUCACUGCAUAGGAAUAUGCUACUUAUUAUACAUAUAUAAAGGUAUAUAUUAUGGAACUCGGAUGACAGCGAGAUUAUACCAUAACAUUUCCUUUCUAACUAUAAAAUUUUCCAAUGGUUCCCGAAAUGCAAUCAUGAAUUUUGUUACAACCCUCGUAAUGGUGUUAUCAUUUGUAGAUAUUAUGGGAAUUGAUUAACUUCUAUUCUACUUUUUUGCAAUUUUAAAAAGUUUCCUAAUUAAAAUUAGAAAAAGAGGAUACAUUAAGUUAUAUUUGUUUCGGCAUUACUACUCUUAUUAUAUUAAAACUAAAACUAUUACAACGGUAAAAAAUCUACUGGUACAACAACCAUUUAAUUAGCUUGCGCCUUGGAAUGGAACUCGAGUCUACGGAGCCCAGUUUAAAUAGUUGAUAAAUAAAACUCAAGUUUGCUAAUCUAA